ACUUUGAUUCAUCCAAUUGAAACGCAAGAACGAACAAAAUCUUCUACGUUCAUAGAAAACAGUCCGGCGUUUCUUUAACGCGUGACAGUCAACAUCUGUUCUUCUCUGCAGUGUAUUAAUUGAGUCAUUUAAAACAGGUAAUGGCGUUGCGCGCGUGCGGAUUCCUCGUGUUUCGUCGGCUAGCACAGCCCACAUCUCCAGGCGUCAUCGAGUACCUCCUCCUACAGACGUCGUAUGGUCAGCACCACUGGACCCCGCCCAAAGGCCACGUGGACCCAGGGGAGGAUGACCUCACCACCGCUCUGAGGGAGACACAGGAGGAGGCGGGCCUGGGGGCGGAGCACCUGCAGGUGCUGGACGGCUUCCUCCAGGAGCUGCACUACACCGUGAAAGGGCGGCCCAAGGAUGUGUUGUACUGGCUGGCAGAGCUCAGGGACCCCAAGACCGAGGUUACCCUGUCAGCGGAACACCAGGACUACCGCUGGGCCAGGCUGGAGGAGGCCUGCUCCCUGGCCCAGUACAAAGACCUGCAGGACACCCUGAGGGCAGCACAGCGACACCUAGACUCACAGCAGGAGAAAAACGGACAAGGACUAAGCUAAGAAUUAUGCAGAGCAAAGCUGCGUUUAAACAGCCAUGGGUGGAUCACUUGAAGAACGGAAACAGAGUUUGUAACCGUGUCCCUUAUCCCUUGGUUAUUGCCCUCAGAUGCACAAUGACUAAUGGCCAUUCUGACGUUUUCUGGGGGGAAAAGUGAAAUAUAAACAAAUUGCAGAGUAUUUCCAAAUAAGUGUGUGUUCCACAUGUUGGUCAUACAUUAAAAUCCAUUACAUUUUUCUUUCA
Molecule: messenger RNA, 843 nt
Organism: Esox lucius (northern pike)
Lineage: Eukaryota; Metazoa; Chordata; Actinopteri; Esociformes; Esocidae
Gene: nudt2
Product: nudix (nucleoside diphosphate linked moiety X)-type motif 2
Exons: 3
Coding region: 141-602 (153 amino acids)
Biological process (GO): AMP biosynthetic process; ATP biosynthetic process
Molecular function (GO): bis(5'-nucleosyl)-tetraphosphatase (asymmetrical) activity
Source: RefSeq, a predicted model, not a curated record